Messenger RNA from Yarrowia lipolytica CLIB122, 5097 nucleotides. RefSeq lists its product as uncharacterized. Gene Ontology annotation, molecular function: ATP binding; chitin synthase activity; cytoskeletal motor activity. The record is from RefSeq and is a predicted model, not a curated record. Lineage: Eukaryota; Fungi; Ascomycota; Dipodascomycetes; Dipodascales. Gene Ontology annotation, cellular component: cell septum; cell periphery; myosin complex.
AUGAACGUGCCUCCGCUGUCUUCCGCCGCGGUGCCAAUAUCGACCUCGGCGCUGCUCGGCACCCUACACCAGCAGUACAACUCCGCAGAUCGUUCGCUUCGAAUCGAUUCCACCUCGGUGCUCGUCCUUGACGGCCACAUUGACAUCGAUUUCCUCAACUCCGUGUGGGAGCACGCCUGGAAGCGUUCCGAAGAUCAGAGUAUUUUUAUUGGAUCAUCGAUACCGUCAGCCCCCUCUUCUUUCCUGGCAUGUCUGCAAGAGUUCCCCAACAUCCCGCCCCAGACAGCCACGGCCCUCAACGUGCUGGAGCCGUUUCUGACGGCCCAGACACCUGAAAACGUCGACACACUGCUGCACAAUGGCCUGUCUGUCUGCGUCUCUCUGGACGCCGACGGAAACGUGUGCAAAACUCGAAUCAUGCUGUCAGACCUGCCCCUGUCCUCGGUCAAAAUGCUGACACACCUGCCUCACGAAAAGGACAACCGGGCCUUCACCGUUUUCUACAAUCUACUAUUGGCCGCCACCGACUCAGAAAUCGACCACUUGUCCCUCAAACCAGCAGACGAAUACAAUCUUCUCAAGCCCUCAGGAACAUUCACUCUUCCAGAGUACAUGCAGCACACAGACGACCAUGCCUUGGCCACAGACUGGAGAGACUCGCUCAAACAGUGUGGAAUCAGGGGCCAGAACCUCAGAUCUAUUCUCUCUACACUGUCUGGUCUGCUGCUACUAGGACAAGGCAACGAGUUUGAUAAACUAGAAGGAACUGCUUUGAUUGGCGUGUCUCCUGAUACUCUCGAGCAACACUCCACAGAUGAGGUGAUUGCGUCGACUUAUGUGGCCCUUAUCAAAACUGUAGUUGGACUUCUCAACCAGUUUCUGGAGGGUAUGGAUAUGGCACCUGUCGGAGACUCUGGAUCGCCUGAAGACGAUAUUGUGGCGCUCGUCAACAUUGUCGAGUGCGGGCCUUCCGAGCGAUCUGUCAUUCUGCGAUCUGUUUUUGACGACUCGGUUGGUAUUUCUAAAGAGCUGGUCGACGAAGGCUUCAGAGUAGUUAAAACACCUCAAAACGUCACAAAGGUGCUCUCCACCUGGAAUAGCGAAAAGAUCCACAACCUGCAACAGAUGCAGCGGCUUCUAAUCCCUAAUUUCCGCUUCUUCCUCGACGAAAAUCUCUCUGUUCUUGCUCGAGACGACUUUGCCGAGCACAUAUUGGACGUGACUUCGUUGCUGACCACCUCGCGAAUCUGGAACAUUAUCAACGUGGCCGUCAACACAACCGCCAAGGGUGAGAUUCUGGAAAAGUGGACUGGAGCUACCGUCUCUCUGCAGGUACGAAACUGGGCCCUUGUGGAGUGGAUCCGAAAACGGUCUGGUAGAGACUACACGGCCGACUUUGCAUUUGACGAGCUGGCCGACAGGUACGCAACUCUGCAUUUUCCCUCGGACUACAUGAUUCUGCAGGGCUGGGUGGCAGACACGUUUGGAUGGGGCCCUGCGGACUUUGCUGUGGGACAACAUCGAGCGUGGUUGAGUGAACCGGCAUGGAAUCACCUGGAGGAGGCCAUUGGACAGGGAAUGGGUGGCCACGGAUACGACCAGCACCAAGCUUCUUACAUGGACCAGAUGGGCGGCCAUGGAAUGAACAUGCCCAACAUUGUCAAUCCUGCCAUGGCCAACAUGGGCAACUAUGGAGGCGGUCUUACUGAGCGAGAAAUGCAUACCCACGAGGCAGAUCUUCACCCCGCGGAGCCCAACAUCACCACUAUGGUUCCUGACGGAGGCCUUCCAGGGGGUCCUUAUGGUUCUGAUGAUCCUGAUUAUCCCCACCCCAGCUAUGAGAACCAGGGUCUUAUGGAUCCCAGCAAGUACAGAGACGCACAAGAAUUUGGAAUUGAUCCUGAAUAUCUUGUUGGAACGACAGACACUGUUGUUGUCAAGACUUCAGGUUACCGACGAAUGUGGGUUGCGUUUGUGUGGCUGCUCACCUUCUGGAUCCCCUCUCCUCUUCUCAAGUGGAUUGGUCGAAUGAAACGACCCGAUGUGCGAAUGGCGUGGCGAGAAAAACUUGUUAUUUUCGCCUUCAUUUUCCUGAUCAACGCGGGUAUUGUCUUCUACAUGAUCUUCCUACAGCGAAUCAUUUGUUCCAACUUUGACAAGGCUUGGAACGUCAAGGAGCUGCAUACUCACCAGGGAGAGAAUGAUUACUACGUUGGUAUUAGAGGUUCUGUUUAUGAUAUGACCAAGUUCUACAGACAGCAGCAUUCUGAUAAUGGCAUGAAGACCAAUCCCGACGACAUGAUGUACUUUGCUGGCCAGGAUCUCACCGACUACUUCCCUCCUCCUCUCACUGUCGCCUGUCAGGGACUUGUUGAGGACGAGGAUGUGUGGAUGAGGUAUAACAACACUGUUAACAUGAUUCCCCAGGCUAUUCAUUACUCUGGUUCGUGGAAGGUCCCUGCCGAGGGGCAGGCUCUGCAUCAAUACACCUGGUACAAUGACAAGUUUGGCCCUAAGAUCAAGCAGUAUUACAAGGGAGAUCUUGUGGUUGCCAAGAAGGAUGUGGAGAAGCAGGGUACACAACAGCAGCGAAUGUGGAUCAUGAUGGGUGAUCAGAUAUUUGAUUUUACAAACUACUUCUAUACCCUGACCAUCAACGACCCCUCUCUGUCUCCUCUGUACAAGAAGUAUGAUUUUUUGGCUCCCGAAGUCAAGGAUAUGAUUCAGAACAAUGCUGGAACCGACGUCAAAGACCUUUGGAAGGACUUGGAUCUUCCGGACGCUGAUAAAAUGACCCACAUGAGUUGUUUCAACAACGCUUUUUACCACGGAAAGCUGGAUUUCAGAGACUCCGCACGGUGUCAGGCUGCCAAUUACAUUCUUCUGGCCAUGGCUUGUCUUCUUUCGUCCGUCACUGUCAUCAAGUUCGUUUCUGCUGUUCGUUUUGGCUCAUCCAGACAGCCCUCCAUGCAGGAUAAGUUUGUGGUUUGCCAGGUUCCUGCCUACACUGAGGACGAAGAUGCCCUCCGUGCCGCCAUUGACUCUCUUACCUGCCUCAAGUAUGACAACCGACGAAAGCUGCUUUUUGUUAUUUGUGACGGUAUGAUUGUGGGUAAUGGUAACGACAAGACCACUCCUCAGAUUGUCCUUGACAUCUUUGGCGUCGAUCCCAAGGUUAAUCCACCUGCUCUUGCUUUUCACUCUGUCGGUGAGGGUUCUCAGCAGCUCAAUUAUGGAAAGGUGUAUUCUGGACUGUACGAGUUUGAGGGUAACAUUGCUCCGUAUGUUGUUGUUGUGAAGGUCGGCAAGGAAUCUGAGACUUCCAAGCCUGGUAACCGAGGUAAGCGAGACUCGCAGGUCAUGCUCAUGAAGUUCUUCAACAAGGUGCAUUACCAAGCCCCCAUGUCUCCUCUGGAGCUCGAAAUCUUCCGACACAUCAAUAACAUUAUUGGUGUCGACCCUGAGCUCUAUGAGUACAUUAUGAUGGUUGAUGCUGAUACAUCUGUUUCUGAAGACUCCCUGAACCGAAUGGUUUCAUGCUGUGCAGACGAUUCUCGAAUUGCCGGUAUCUGUGGCGAAACGUCUCUUCAAAACGAGCAAAAAUCGUGGACAACGAUGAUCCAGGUGUACGAAUAUUACAUUUCGCAUCAUCUGGCCAAGGCUUUUGAGUCUCUGUUUGGUUCUGUCACCUGUCUUCCUGGAUGUUUCUGUAUGUACAGACUUCGAACUGCCGAUCGAGGACGUCCUCUGAUUAUUUCCAACGAUGUGAUCAGAGAGUACGCCGAAAACAACGUCGACACGUUGCACAAGAAGAACUUGUUCUCUCUCGGAGAAGAUCGAUACCUGACCACCCUCAUGUCCAAGUACUUUCCUAAAAUGCGAUACAAGUUCACACCAGACGCCCAUGCCCAAACUGCUGCCCCCGAGUCCAUUGCCAUUCUUCUGUCUCAGCGACGACGAUGGAUCAACUCCACUGUUCACAAUCUGAUGGAGCUGCUUCGACUCAGCCAUCUAUGUGGUUUCUGUUUCUUUGGCAUGCGAUUUGUGGUGUUCAUCGAUCUGAUCGGUACUCUCAUGCUGCCCUCUGUGUGCAUCUACCUCGUCUAUCUCAUCUAUCUGUUGGCAUCUCAUACCGGAGCCAUUCCCAUCAUUUCUCUUGCCAUGAUUGGAGGAGUUUACGGUCUGCAGGCCCUGAUUUUCAUCAUCAACAGAAAGUGGGAGCAUGUUGGCUGGAUGAUUAUCUACGUGGCAGCCUACCCAAUCCACUCCUUCCUGCUGCCCAUCUACGCCUUCUGGAACAUGGAUAAUUUCUCUUGGGGUAAUACUCGAGUGGUUGUGGGUGAGAAGGGAGGCAAGCAGCUUGUUUCAGUUGCCGAUGCGGGCUUUGAUCCAGCUUCCGUGCCUCUCGAAACCUGGUCGGACUACGCUCACCGAGUUGGUGUUCCCGGAGCCGAGAGACGUAUUGUUCUCAACUCCAGAUACGGAAUGAAGCGGUCUGAAAUCUACCGAAACGACGACGAGUACGAAGAGUAUAUGGAUGAGUUUGGCUACGACAUGCAGACUUUUGCCGAUGAACAGGCCCGGUUCAACCACGAGCCAGAGAAGGCCUACCACUCUCGAACAACUUCUCUCAUGUCUGGUUUCGGAGGCGAUUUUGAUGAGGGCAGUGUUAUGCCUGCUCAGUCGACUCACACGGGCCGAAAGGCGCGUCCCAAGUCCGUCAUCAGUCACUACGCCAUGUACCCAUCUGUCGGUAACCGUGGAUCAUACUAUGAUCCCAUGGCCGACAAGCGAAAGACCAUGACUCGAUCCACCUCAACUCCUAUGUCUCUGAUGAGUGGCCGGUCGUCCGUCAUGCUUGGCCAUGAGCGGUCUCGAUCUUUGGGUGACGCUCUGGGUGCUGAUUUGGAUGACCACCAGAAAUUGACCAUUUCUAACGCCGUCAAGGAGACUCUGGCGGCUGCCAACUUGGACACCGUGACGCGACGGCAGCUGCGAGAGGCCGUGGAGGACCGAAUGGGAGUCACCUUCAGCGCCGAACGGGCUGGAUACGUGGACACCGUCAUUGAUGAGGAGCUUGAGCGAAUGGAGGAGUGA